ACUCUGAAGUUUUCACCAAGUAGGAACUCGGAGGUUUUCACCAAGUAGGAACUUGGAAGUUUUCACCAAGUAGGAACUUGCAAGUUUUCACCAAGUAGGAACUUGGAAGUUUUCACCAAGUAGGAACUCGGAGGUUUUCACCAAGUAGGAACUCGGAGGUUUUCACCAAGUAGGAACUUGGAAGUUUUCACCGAGUAGGAACUCGGAGGUUUUCACCAAGUAGGAACUUGCAAGUUUUCAACAAGUAGGAACUCGGAAGUUUUCACCAAGCAGGAACUCGGAAGUUUUCACCAAGCAGGAACUCUGUCGGGGGAAGAUGCCGGAGACGGACGGACGAGAGAAAUUGUCCAAAGUCAUCAGUCAGUGGAACAACGAGAGACUGGACCUGUUUGAAAUCAGCCGACCGGACGAGAACCUGGAGUUCCACGGCGUGAUCCGCUUCUGCCUGGAGGAUCGUUACCACGGCAACGUGGCCACCAAGUGUUUGCGCGUGAGCAGCGGCGCUCCGACCCGAGAGGUCAUCGAGGUUCUCUGGGAGAAGUUCAGGCCCGACAUGAAGAUGCUGACGACGAGUUACUCGCUCUACGAGGUCCACGCCAGCAAAGAGCGUAAGCUGGGUCCGGACGAGAGGCCUCUGCUCGUGCAGCUGAGCUGGACGUCUGGCAACAGAGACGGACGCUUUGUGCUGAAGAGAGACGAGGACGGUUUGGAGAUGAAGGAGAGCUGCCAGGAACGAGAGAAAGUGGGCGUCAUCCAAAGCUUCAAGAGGACGCUAUCGCGCAAAGGAAAGAAGAAGGAGAAGAACAACAACGCCGAGGACGAGAGCGGACCAUGUGACCUGUCCGGCUCCGAGACUCCCGGGUUGCCGGUUGGGAUCCAGUUCUCUGACGAAGCCGAGGACAACUUCCUGUCCGCCGUGGUGAACUACACCAACAGCUCCACCGUCCACUUCAAACUAUCGCCCGCCUACGCCCUCUACGCCGCCGCCCACUUCGCCCUGCGGCGCCACGGCAACGCGGCUAGCGUGACCUCAAUCACGGACAAGAUGGUGGCCGCGACGGGGAAGGUCAUCCAGAAGCAGCGCGCCGUCGCCGGGGCUCUCGCCUUCUGGACCGCUAACUCCUCCGAGCUGCUCAACUUCCUCAAACACGACGAAGAGCUCGGCCCGCUGACGCGGCAGAGUCAGCGGGAGCUUUCCCACCUGGUGCACAAGGCCUACAGCCUGCUGCUGCACCGCCAACAGACCGAGUUAAGCAAACAUUUACCGACGUUCCUGAUUGACCCUGAAGAGCACGGAGCCCUGCCGCCCGGUUUAGAGCUGGUGCUCAACACCCUGAUGACGACCAUGGCGCUGCUGCGCCGCUGCCGGGUCAACGCGGCCUUCACCAUCCAGCUCUUCUCCCAGCUCUUCCACUUCACCAGCACGUGGCUCUUCAACCGGCUGGUGGGCCGGGACGGCGCCGCCCCGCCGGGCCUGCGCUCCCACUACUGGGGCGCCGCGCUCCGGCGCCGGCUCAGCGCCAUGGAGGGCUGGGCGGAGCGGCAGGGCCUGGAGCUCGCCGCAGACUGCCACCUGGGACGCAUCGUGCAGGCAACCACUCUCCUGACCAUGAAGAAGUACUCGGUGCGGGACGCCAAGGACAUCCAGAGUUCCUGCUUCAAGCUGAACUCGCUGCAGCUGCAGAUGCUGCUGGCGGGAUACGUUCACGCCGCCGACGAGCCCCGCAUCCCCCCUGACCUGAUCGAUGCUGUGGUGACGGCGGCCGAGAGCUCAGUGGAUCAUCUGAUUCGGGGCGAAGGACGGGACGUCCGUCUGCAGGAGAGCCCGGAGCUCCGCCUGCCCUUCCUGCUGCCGGAGGGCGGGUACUCCUGCGACGCCGCCAGAGGAGUCCCGCCAGGGUUCGAGGAGUUCCUGGAGCCCCUUCGACAAAAAGGUCUCUGCUCGUUGACGCGUCACCCGGACUCCAACCUCGCCUGGACGGUGCACUUCAGUGAGCCGGCAGCGUCGGAUGAAGGAACCUACCUGGCCGCUCGCCGACAGCCCGACACAGAGACGGUCACGCUUCACAAACCUCCGGACAGCGGGAUGGGAGUCAGCAUCGUAGCCGCCAAGGGAGCCGGGCAGAGCGACCUCGGGAUCUAUAUCAAGUCCAUCGUGCGAGGAGGACCGGCGGAGACGGACGGGAGGUUGGACGCCGGAGACCAGCUGCUCAGCGUGGACGGCCGAAGUCUCGUUGGACUCAACCAAGACAGGGCGGCGGCCAUCAUGAUGCGGACCGGCCCCGUGGUGACAUUACAGGUCGUCAAGUCCGGCGCGAGCUACCACGGCCUGGAGGCGCUGCUGGGCGAGGACGGAGAUCGUCUCAAGGAAGGUGACGGAGCGUCAACGUUGUACUGCGUCGUCGACCUCGGCAACAAGCGGAGCCGACAACUGUACCGCUCCGACCCCAACGUGGCGGACUUUCGCCCGGAGGACGGAGACGGACGCGUCGACCCCGGCGUGGAGGGAAACGGCGCCACUUCUGCCUCCAGCGUCGACCUCGGCGCCGAUACGCUCCGCAGGGAAUACUUGACCCUCCCGAACCCUAAAUCCCGGGACAAGUCCGUCUCUGAGGCCGGACGGACUCAACGAACCCUCAAAACGUCUCGGACGCCUUCGGACCGGACCUUCCUGCGUCAGGCCCUCUCUCAGGAGGACCUGAGCGUGGAGGGGCGGCGCCCCCUGCUGGCGGCCCAGCAUGCACCGGGGCUCUACUCGUCCUUCCCGCUCCGCCCGAGCGCCUCGGCCCACGACGUCCUCUCUGACUCUCCCGCCAGAACGACGGCCGCCGGCCUGUGGAGGACGCCGUUCUCCCAGCAGGCCACGCCCACGCCGUCCGUCCAGCCCGUACGCAUCGACAUCCCCCUCACCCGGGCGGGGCCCUCCCCCCCCAACCCCCCGCUCACCACCUUCCAGCAGAGCCACGCCCCCCAGCGCCGAGCCCCGCCCACUUACGCCUGCCCCGUAUCCGCGGCGACGAAGCCGAGCAUCUCGCCGGUGAAGCACGUUUCCUUCCAGCAGGAGACGAGCGCCGUGACGGCGAGGCCGAGCCCUCGGGAGCUGGGCGACCCCUGGAGGCGGGAGGCCCGGGAGCAGCUGGAGAAGCGGCGAGCGCUGCAGGCCGUGGAGCGUUUGGGGCGCGAGAUGGCGGCGCUGCAGGCCAAGGCCCGGCGCUCGGCGGAGGAGAGCGGCCGGCUGAGGAGGCUCAGCCUGGAGUGGCAGUUCCAGAAGAGGCUGCGGGAGGAGCAGCAGGACGGAGAGGAGGAGGAGGAGGACGAGGUGGUCGUCCAGCAGCCGGCGGACAGAGCGUCUCCGAUGGAGAGCAAGAGUGGGAACGCCAGGGAGGAGGACGAAGCCAACGCUGGUGAAACAUCGAUUGGACGGAAGAACGGCGUCCGUGACGCACCAUCAAGCGAGAUCCGGAGGAGGAAGAUGGCGCCUGAAAAGCUCCCGUUCAGCGAGCGCCAGCGGCUUUUCUCUCUGCCGUCCAGUGCGUGA
Molecule: messenger RNA, 3538 nt
Organism: Cololabis saira (Pacific saury)
Lineage: Eukaryota; Metazoa; Chordata; Actinopteri; Beloniformes; Belonidae
Product: afadin
Exons: 22
Coding region: 317-3538 (1073 amino acids)
Biological process (GO): signal transduction; regulation of protein localization
Cellular component (GO): adherens junction
Molecular function (GO): cell adhesion molecule binding
Source: RefSeq, a predicted model, not a curated record